AUGUACAAUGCGGCAAGAUUUGCCCUUUCUGUUGUCCCCCACCUGCUCGGUAUACAAGCUGGAGGGCUUUCAAGGUUGGAACAGUCACGAGCUGACAGGCCCUGGAGGCAUACACGGGCAGGACCUAACUCAGGACUACUGUACACUCUGCAUACAAUCUACAAUCCGUUCACUACCAGUGACUACCUAGGUGUCGUCACUUGCAACUGCUCCCCUGCUGCACCACUUUCGUCGGGCAUAUCUGCAUCGGGUGUAGCGACGAUAGCCUCACAAGAGCGCCGCCAAGCAGCAUUGUCGAUCUUCACAGUCCACGGGUCUGAUCAAAUGAUAUCCAGUGUGUCUCGCUUGUGGUCUCGCACAAUUCAUGCUUCAUUCCCAUCCACCACCGCACGUCUACUGUCGACCACUUCAGCCACCCGUCUAGCUGCGCCCUACACCACCGACAUGGAUCGCGUGCCUACCACGGAGAGGCUGCAGAAGCUGCGGGAGUUGAUGCAAAGUCACAAGGUAGACAUUUACAUCGUCCCAUCCGAGGAUGCACACUCUUCCGAAUACAUAGCCCCCACCGAUGCUCGUCGCGCGUUCAUCUCCGGGUUCUCCGGAUCAGCUGGUACCGCGGUAAUUACCUUGGAAAAAGCAGCUCUUGCUACAGACGGAAGAUACUUCAACCAAGCGAGCAAGCAGCUUGAUGACAAUUGGACUCUGCUCAAGCAAGGCCUGCAAGACGUGCCUACAUGGCAGGAAUGGACACUCGAACAGGCUGAGGGUGGUAAAGUUGUCGCAGUAGAUCCGACCACCAUCACAGCACCUGAAGGUCGCAAACUCGCAGACAAGAUCAAGAAGAAGGGCGGCAAAGAGCUUGUUGGCAUCGCAGAGAAUCUUGUCGAUCAGGUUUGGGGCAGCGACAAGCCUCCACGACCGAACGAACCUGUUCGAGUGCUCGGGCUUGAGUAUGCAGGGAAGAAAUUCCAAGAGAAGAUCGAAGACUUACGGAAGGAACUGGAGAAGAAGAACGCGGCGGCUUUUGUUGUGAGCAUGCUGGAUGAAAUCGCAUGGCUGUUCAACCUGCGCGGAAACGACAUCCCCUACAACCCCGUCUUCUUCUCAUAUGCCGUCAUCACCCCCAGCAAAGCUACUCUCUACGUCGACGAAUCGAAGCUUCCCGAGAACGCCAAAGCGCAUCUCCUCGGGAUCGACAUUCAGCCCUACCAAGCAAUCUUCUCAGACCUCGUCGCUCUAUCCACAGCUUCAUCAGAAUCCACCACCGAUUCACCAUUCAAGAAGCAGAAAUAUCUAGUGUCCACGAAAGCUUCAUGGGCGUUGUCGCGUGCGCUGGGUGGCGAGGACAAGGUCGAGGAGACUCGAUCACCCAUUGGUGAUGCCAAAGCGGUCAAGAAUGAGACCGAGCUUGAGGGAAUGCGUCAGUGUCACAUCAGAGAUGGUGCAGCCCUCAUAGAGUACUUCGCAUGGCUCGAGCACGAGUUGAUCGAGAAGAAGACCACCCUGGACGAGGUUGCCGCCGCAGACAAGCUAGAAUCAAUCCGAAGCAAACACGAUCGUUUCGUCGGCUUGAGCUUUGAUACCAUCUCCUCAACCGGCGCCAAUGCUGCCGUGAUCCACUAUAGCCCCGAACGCGGAAAUUGCUCCACCAUCGACCCUGCACAAAUCUACCUCUGUGACUCAGGCGCCCAAUACCUCGAUGGCACAACCGACACCACCCGAACCCUCCACUUCGGCGAACCCACCGACGUCGAGAAGGAGGCCUACACGCUAGUCCUCAAAGGCAACAUCGGCCUCGAGCAAGCCGUCUUCCCCAAAGGAACCUCAGGCUUCGCCCUCGACACCCUCGCCCGGCAAUAUCUCUGGCAGAAUGGCCUGGAAUACCGCCACGGCACCGGCCACGGCGUCGGCUCCUUCCUCAACGUCCACGAGGGGCCCAUCGGCAUCGGCACCCGCGUGCAAUACUCCGAAGUCCCGCUCGCCGUCGGCAACGUCAUCUCCGACGAACCGGGUUACUACGAAGACGGCAAGUUCGGCGUGCGCAUCGAGAAUGUCAUCAUGGUGAAGGAGGUCUCCACCAAGUAUAAAUUCGGCGACAAGCCUUAUCUGGGUUUCGAGCAUGUCACCAUGGUGCCCAUGUGUCGGAAACUGAUACUUGUCGAAUUACUCAGUGAGAAGGAGAAGCGAUGGCUGAACGAUUAUCACCGGGAGAUUCUGGAGAAGACGGGGCACUUUUUCAAGGAGGAUGACUUGUCGCGGAAGUGGUUGGAGAGGGAAUGUGCAGAAUAUUAG
Messenger RNA from Dissoconium aciculare CBS 342.82, 2292 nucleotides. Its product is annotated as putative Xaa-pro aminopeptidase P. NCBI's taxonomy places the organism in Eukaryota, Fungi, Ascomycota, Dothideomycetes, Mycosphaerellales, Dissoconiaceae. The record is from RefSeq and is a predicted model, not a curated record. The transcript is spliced from 4 exons. Bases 1 to 2292 code for a protein of 763 amino acids. Gene Ontology annotation, molecular function: metalloaminopeptidase activity.